AUGGCCGACUCGGCAAGCCAGAACUACUUCACCGCCCAUGUCUUGACCAACACUGGCUACGCCCUGAUCGUCGUCACAUCAGCCACCGUCAUCACACGUUUCUCCAUCCGCAUAUGGAAACGCAAGCCUCUCCAGGUCGAGGACCUCCUGGUUGGCGUGUCAUGGGCCUCCUUCCUCGCCCUCACCAUCAGUUACAUUGUGGUGACCCCGCCAAUGUACCACGUCUAUGCCGUGUACGGUGGCCAAGCUGCACCCUACCCGGAGAUAAUGGACGACGCCCUCUUCAUCGUUAAAGUCUUCUUCUACAGCACAAUGCUACUCUGGGUCACGCUCUGGGCCGUCAAGUUCUCGCUCCUUGCCCUAUAUCGACGCCUCAUGAACGGCUUGCGCACGUACAUCGUUCUGUGGUGGAUGCUAGUCGUGUUCUGUGCUCUGACCUUCAUUGGAGCCAUCAUAUCCAACCUUACAUCGUGCAGCAGCAUGCACGCAUGGUUCACACCUGGUUUGAACUACCUACCAGCCACUUUGCUCGGCCGAACACUCUCUGACCUCCCGUAUACAGGAGAAUGUGCAACGCCCCGCGACAUCAAAGCACAAAUCGCCAGUCUCUACUACGCCUUCGCCGUCGACGUUCUCACAGACCUUUUAGUAAUGGCCCUCCCCAUUCGCCUUAUCUGGAACCUCCAAAUGCCGCGCGCGGAAAAACUCGCCGUCGGCGCGCUCUUCUGCUCGGGCUUCGUCUGCAUCACCAUGGCGGUCCUGCGCGUCGUGCAGAUCGGCGUUAAAGCCAACAACAACACGACGCCCAGCUCAUCGUGGCUGGCGCUGUGGGCCGAGGUCGAGGCUGCCAUCGCCGUCUUCAUCGGCUGCUGCCCGGCCUUCGCUGCUUUUUACCGCACGACCAAGAGCGAGAGUAGGGGAUACUCGAGGCCGAAAGAUAAUAGGAGUGGAAAUAGUGAUCGGAGUGAAUUUGUUGCCGGGGGAGGGAGACAGAGGAGGAUUGGGAAGGAGGAGGAGGAGGGUGUGGCGUUGAGGGGGAUGACGGCGGCAUGUACGGCCGGGAGGAGUGCGGGUGGUGAAGGCGGAGGUGGGAGCAGCAGUGGUGGUGUGGGUGGCGGUGGUGGUGGGAGAGUGCCGAGGAGGGGAAGUGGGAAGACGGCGAGCACGUACUGGGACGAGGCGAACAGCUCGCAGGAAGAGCUGGCCAAGGGCGCGCAGGGCAUCUACGUAACGAGGAGUAUCCGGCAGGAUUCGGAGGAUAGUGGGGAGAGGGGCCCGAUGUGCUGA
Lasiodiplodia theobromae is the source of this 1287-nucleotide messenger RNA. Its product is annotated as CFEM domain-containing protein. Bases 1 to 1287 code for a protein of 428 amino acids. NCBI's taxonomy places the organism in Eukaryota, Fungi, Ascomycota, Dothideomycetes, Botryosphaeriales, Botryosphaeriaceae. The transcript is spliced from 4 exons. The record is from RefSeq and is a predicted model, not a curated record.